This is a messenger RNA of Plasmodium cynomolgi strain B, 3594 nucleotides long. RefSeq names its product SAM domain-containing protein. Lineage: Eukaryota; Apicomplexa; Aconoidasida; Haemosporida; Plasmodiidae. The annotation marks the transcript as partial. Gene Ontology annotation, molecular function: protein binding. The record is from RefSeq and is a predicted model, not a curated record. The transcript has 7 exons.
CAUGGGGAACUCCGCAGACAGUAAGCCGAUAAAAGGCCGAGAGUUCAGCACCUACCGAUACAUCGGAGAACUAAAUAACCAAAGGGAACCAAACGGAAAGGGACUCAUUCUACACAACUCAGGGGAAGCAUUUUAUGGUUUCUUCUCAAACGGAAAGAAAAAUGGAAUAGGAAUAUACAUAGAUAAAAAAUUAACUAAAUAUAUUUGCAAAUGGGUCAAUGAUAAAGCUCACAGAGAGUUAAAAGUCAAACCCUUCCAUGCGAAGAAGGUCUUUUCCUUUUUUUAUUCGAAUGAAGUUAUCGAGUCAUGCAAAGUAUAUCGGGUUGGCCCCAAACCUGAGCAUAGUUUGGAUGCACAACCAAAAAGAAGAACUCCAAAAGGGGGGGAAACACACAGUGCAGAAAUAAAGAAUGGACUCGAUCGUGCACAUGUCUCUACUGUGGAGAGUGGUGAUAAAGGAUGUGUCUCUAUCUUACCGGUGAGCAAACCGGGUUCUGUUUGUUUUUUGCCACGUGGGAGGGUCCAACAGGGCAGAACUGCAAGUCGGGAAGGCGGUCAUCAUGGAAGUGGCCGCCUGCAAAGUGGUCACCGCGAAGAUGCCAUAGAAAGCUCGCGGGUGGACCAACUGCAAGUCGCCAUGGAAAAAGAAUCUCACGACGAAGCCAACAUCCCAGUGAAUGAACGGCCCAAAAAAAUAAUUGAUGAAGAGUUAAAGAAAAACGGAACCUGGGAGGACAUAUUCUACACGUCUUCCGAUUCAUGUAGUCAUUUUAUCCGCCCCCCCCAUUUUGUAAAGUUGGGGGGGAAAAAAAAAUGCUACAGAGAUACAUAUCAGUGUGGCACCACUCGAAAGGACCUAACGAUUAUCACCCAUACAUCAACAAAAAAGGAGCAAAGAAAAACAAAACAUAUGAUUAAACGAUUAACGAAACAGAAUAGCAGUAGUCUUAAGAUAGACAAAUAUGAAUCAUGGUCAAGGAAGGAAGUCGCUCAAUGGCUCUCUCUAUGCAAUGCCCCCAUCAAAUGGAUCACUGCUUUUUACAGAAAUAACGUCACGGGGAGUAUGCUUGACACGAUGAAUAUAGAAGUCAUUAGAAACCAGCUGGGGAUACUACCAUACGGACAUGCAAUCAAACUGCUUCAAUUAAUAAAAAACUUGCGAGUGAUGGCUUACAACAAGAGAUUUGCCCGGUGCGUCAACAUACAGGAGUGUGAACAUUUUCUGAGGAGAAAAAAAAAAAAAAAUACACACACGAUAUGGCUCCCGCGGGGAAACUCGAAGGGGAAGCGACAACCGCAGCCAAAGUAAUGUUGCACAGUGGAGAUGCAGUAUGUCAUGAGGAGGACCCUAACUCGUGCACGUCUACCACGUCUUUCAAUUCGACCCGCACUUUGAAGGAGGAGGACUACGGGAAGAGGGAGGAACUAGGAGAAGAGGACGCAGAGGAGGAGCAUCACCAUCAUCAGCAGCAGCAGAGGCGGAAGCAGAAGCGGCAGCAUGUGGGUGAGACCAGCGCCCCCAACGAACCGGUGGGACCCCCAACACCAAGCGACCCGCAGAAGGAUACCAAUAAGCAAAAGCGAAAGGAUAAAAAAAACCAAAAAGAUAAAAAAAAACAAAAGGAACAAUUCAUUCGCAGCUUCCAUAAAAAUUUUUCUCUAAUAAAUGAUUUUGGCCAUACAUUCAAUGGGGGUAACUCGAAGGACUAUUCCAGGGCAGGGGAAAAACGUGCCGUAUCCGGUGACCCAAAGGAUGACUCGUAUGGUUCCUGCUCCUUAUCAUCCUUUUCUAUUACUAGUACGUCUUCCCAAUCGAGUCGCCCCAACCAUUCGUCUGAAGAAUCCGGCGAGUCCGACGCGUCUACCUUGCCAACAUGCGAAGGGGAACCCAAAGGGGGGACUAACUCGAUGCUCGAGUCGUCAGCAGAGUUAGAAUUAUCCGUUGCCUCAACCUCCUCCUCCUCAUCUUCUGCAUCCGCUUCCUUGAACACUUCCUCCCAUGCCUCCACCUCCUCCGUGUCCUCCUCCUCGUACUGCUCGAACAGAACCGACGACGCCCCCUUUUACGGCCGCAGCCAAAUAAUAAAAUACCCCAGCAACAUCUACCUGAACAGCAACUUGGCCUUCUCCUACCUCUACAGCUUUAUAAUACCACACGAAGACUUAACGUUCCUGCAUCUGAUUCGGAACCAUUAUGAUAUUAGAACCCGUAGAAGCGAGCACGAGUGGCAGGGGCAGGGACAGCAGCAGAACCCGAACCCGAACUGGAACCAGAAUCUGCUCGCAACGAAUAGCAAGCAGAACAAACUUAAAAGAAUGAAGGGAGAUUUAAAAAACGGUAAAAUUAUGGGAAGUAGAACCUUUAGGGGAAAGUACUUAGGGAAGGACGUAGCUAUUAAAGUGCUAGUAGGGAGAGUAAAAGAUUUUUCUCAAAUUCACAAAAUUUUUUACAAAUUACACAUAUUGAGACAUGGAAAUAUUGCUUUAAUGAUGGGAGUGUCUAUUCGAUACCCGUUCGUUUUUAUCGUAUACGAAUUUUUAAAAAACACCUGCUUAUUUUCCUAUCUUCAUUGUGCUGGUGGUUAUGUGAAGGACGUGUCGGUGAGGCAGCACGGGGGUGGAGUGAGAACGCCGCUUGGAAGUGCGAGCAGCAUCAGCAGGGGAGAUGGCAUAUCGGCUCACAGCAUCAGCAGGGGAGGGGGCAUAUCGGCUCACAGCAUCAGCAGGGGAGGGGGCAUAUCGGCGCAUAGCUCCACGGACGAUAGUUCCACCUGCGAUAGCUCCCCAGGGAACACCUCCCCGAGUGAAAACCCUACGUUCGAAUCACACGGUGGAAGAAUCACCACCCGCAUGAGAAACAAAAAUAACUCAUUCAAAUCGGAAAAUGACCUGUUCUGUGGUGUUUACGCAGAGGAAGCAGAGGAGCAUAGCGGUCCUACCUCAGGGGAAAAUCCCCCAAUACCUGAAAACAAUUCUAACGUAUUAGUGAAGAGCUCCUCCAAGGAAUGGAACAUAAACGAGAGUAAAACAAAGGCACAUAUCGAAGAAAGUCACCCCCUGAACCUCAAGCCAACGAACAUCCUCCUGGACGAAGCACUAAACGCAAAAAUCACCGACUUUGGAAUCUGCGAAAUUGAAAAAUGCCUCGACACGAAUAUCGAUCACUCGUAUGUUGUGCACCCCAACGGCUCAACCUCAUUCGAUGCUGUGUUAGCAGACAGGAAAGUACAGAGGAUGGAGUUUUCUAGGAACGACUUCAACGAUGUUCUGCGUGUUUAUGAUGAUGAGGAUAAGAUGCACCUGUAUAGUAUCGAACGAAUAAUUUUGAGAGGCCAGAGAGGAAAGUCCUUUUACGCGGAUGUCUACGCGCUGGGAAUUGUGCUCUGGGAAAUGGCCUCCGUCGGAUAUGCGAAAGAAGAACUGACCUACAACAACAUCCCAGAGCCUAUUCAAGGGCUGAUAAAAUCCUGUGUGCACAGGAACAUGUACAAAAGACCCACCUUUGGACACAUACUAGCGGAGCUGUCCCGGCUAUAUGAAAAGGCAAAUACAAAAGCUGAGGAUGCUCUCAUGUCCUUCAUGGAUGGAGCAUAA